Nannospalax galili (Upper Galilee mountains blind mole rat) is the source of this 881-nucleotide messenger RNA. Its product is annotated as group 10 secretory phospholipase A2. The transcript has 4 exons. The coding region runs from base 16 to 471 and encodes 151 amino acids. Gene Ontology annotation, biological process: phospholipid metabolic process; lipid catabolic process; arachidonate secretion. Gene Ontology annotation, molecular function: calcium ion binding; phospholipid binding. The record is from RefSeq and is a predicted model, not a curated record. NCBI's taxonomy places the organism in Eukaryota, Metazoa, Chordata, Mammalia, Rodentia, Spalacidae.
CUGUGCCGGCCAAUUAUGCUGCUGUUACUGCUGCUGCUGUUGCUGGGACCUGGACCCCGACCCAGCAGCGCAACCAGGGUGUCGCAUGUGUUUAAGCGUGGGCUCCUAGAACUGGCAGGGACCUUGGACUGUGUCGGCCCUCGCUCACCCAUGGCCUAUGUGAACUACGGCUGUUAUUGUGGUCUGGGUGGCCAUGGCCAGCCUCGGGAUGCCAUCGACUGGUGCUGCCAUCAUCAUGACUGCUGCUACUCUCGAGCUCAGGUGGCUGGCUGCAGCCCCAAGAUGGACCGCUACCCCUGGAAUUGCAUCGACCAUCAUAUCCAGUGUGGACCAGCAGAGAAUAAAUGCCAAGAACUCCUGUGCAGGUGUGACGAGGAGCUUGCCUAUUGCCUCUCUGGGGCGGAGUACCAUUUAAAGUACCUCUUCUACCCCUCGGUUUUAUGUCAGGAGGAUUCGCCCAAGUGUAACUGACUGGCUGAACUUGAAAUGUUCACCUGCACAAGGAAAUAAAGCUCUCUUUCACUAAUGAACAACAGCAUUGAGUUUUCUGCAGAAGGAAGCGGAGGUGAAGUGAUAAAGCUGUAAGCCUCAUGUUUACUUUCUCCUUCCAAACAGGAAUUCAGGACUGUUUAGUUUCUAGUUUGAUGAAGGUCAAAAGUCCUAGGCCUGGGCUUGGUAUCAUCUCUGAAAAGGUGCUCUUUCUCUUCUAACUUGCUAACUGCUGAUCAGAUGUGGAUGAACACCUGCUAUGCACCUGUAAGCAGUCAUGGUAAUAAGAGUGCCACAUGAUGCACCACCCUUGUUAAAGUCUAAGAAUUGUUACUAUAAUAAAGGGUAGGCUUAUCGUACUCCAUCUUUAGCGGUUACAAUUCAUUUCCUGG